Molecule: messenger RNA, 2053 nt
Organism: Mangifera indica (mango)
Lineage: Eukaryota; Viridiplantae; Streptophyta; Magnoliopsida; Sapindales; Anacardiaceae
Exons: 9
Coding region: 534-1913 (459 amino acids)
Biological process (GO): regulation of transcription by RNA polymerase II
Cellular component (GO): nucleus
Molecular function (GO): protein dimerization activity; RNA polymerase II cis-regulatory region sequence-specific DNA binding; DNA-binding transcription factor activity, RNA polymerase II-specific
Source: RefSeq, a predicted model, not a curated record
CAAAUCAAUAACUGAAUUCUGCUUUAUCGGAGUAUAAAAGAACUUCUCUUCCUUAAAUUACCAUAUUACCCCCAAUUCCGAAGAAUAAAAUCCUAGUGACACGUCCAAUAAAUUACUAAAACAGAAAAGCAUAUAAUUUAAAAAUAGAAGCAAAAUUAGCCUUCACUAUAAAAAUAGCGGUUACUCAUGACAAGCUAAAAGUCGAACUCCUUUUCUUCUUCAAUCAAACCGCAGAAGAGAAACAGCUGCUGCUUGUUUUUGCUUACUGCUUGUGCUUCUACUACACUCUCCUUUGUUGCUCUCUUUGUUUUCCAUGCACAAGCUUAUAAGCUGUUCGCAUGAAGUUUGUUGGUUGAAGUUACAAAAUGUUGGUUUGACAAGUUGAUAGAGGUGCAGCCUAACUGUAUGAGCAGAGGAGCUUCAUUUUAUAGGCUCAGUCCUGAUAACCGAAAUUUCAGUUUCUAAAAUUUGUUCAGUCCGUUAUAUAAACAGAGAGAAAAGGAAAAAAAAAACAUUCUGCAGUGAUAUAUGACAUGGAUGAGUAUCUCGACCAAUAUUUCUCUUCUUCAUCAUGGUCAGAUGUUAAUGCAAGGGAAAGGUCAACUUGGGACUAUUGUGAACAACAAAAUGGACUGCUCCCGGUUUCACUUGGAGUAUAUGAAGAUGAUGAGAAAAAUUCAACUGCAAGUAUUGUAAGUGCAAACCAAACAAUGGAGAGCUUGGCCUAUAAGGAUUUGUUGUCUAUUGUUCUUGGUGAAGAGUCAGAUUACAGUGAUGACAAGAAUCUACUUUCUGAAGAUGCUCAAGCGCUAAAGGAUUAUCAAAACUGCAGUGGCAGCCUCUCAAGUAAGAUGAAUGGAAGUUUAAAACUUGGAAAUGUAGGCCUGCGAUGUGAUACAGCUAUUCCUGCCUUUGAUUCAAUAAAUCUCAGUUAUCCAAAGAAGCCUCCGGUGGUCAAUCACAUGACUUCAUCUGAUCUUUCUUUGAGCAACUCAGGAAACCUUGGAGGUAAUGGCAGUGAAUUGUCUGAUAUUCAGAGAUCCAUCAGAGAUUUACACACUGUUUCUCCAAUUCCAGGAUUUUGGCUUCCGUCAUCUUAUAAGGAGGUUUCAUCCUUGUCUGCUGUAAGACAAGAUAGAAUACAGUGCUUUGGUCUGCAAGCAGCAAAUAUAAGCAAUGAUAGAGAUACUACUAGGAACAGAUAUGUGGGGAUGCAAAAAAUCUUGCAGUUUGAUAACUUGCCUGCUUCAGUAUGCCCCAAGGGGAAACAAGAAUUGCAAAAUCAUCCAUUAUCAUCCUUUGCUGCUGCACCCCAGAUAGUGAUACCAUCUAUACAGCAGACAGUAUCAACAACUCCAACUGGUAACUUUAAUGCAACUGGAAAGCCUCGCGUAAGGGCACGUCGAGGCCAGGCCACUGACCCACACAGCAUUGCUGAAAGGCUCAGGAGAGAGAAAAUUGCUGAAAGGAUGAAGAAUUUGCAAGAGCUUGUACCUAACUCCAACAAGAUAGGCAAGGCAUCCAUGCUUGAUGAGAUCAUAGACUACGUAAAAUUUCUUCAACUCCAGGUCAAGGUACUAAGCAUGAGCAAGUUGGGGGCCGCAGGGGCAGUUCUUCCUCUCAUCACAGAUGGCCAAGACGAGGGAUCUAAAGGUUUGUCGCAGUCGCAACCAGUCAGAAAAGGAGUUGAUAUUUCUCAUAAUCCUGAUCAAGUUGCCUUCGAAGAAGAAGUAGUGAAGCUAAUGGAAACAAAUGUGACUAUGGCAAUGCAACAUCUUCAGACAAAAGGUCUCUGCCUCAUGCCUAUUGCUUUGGCUGCCACCAUAUCCAGUGGAAAGGCAUCAUCAUCAUCAUCUACAUCUGUUUCUGAAGACUGGAAGAAAUUCAGGUUCAGCAAGUGUUGUUCAAAAUAAUAGCAGCAGCAGCAGUAAUAACAGAAACUGGAGUCUCAUCUUACUGAGUUGUAAUAUAGAGUUUACCAGAAAUACUUGAGAGAACUACCUCAUUAAAUUUAACUAACUAAUAAAAUGUAAUCUACAAAUUACUCUUCCUG